This is a messenger RNA of Lingula anatina, 5654 nucleotides long. Its product is annotated as two pore potassium channel protein sup-9. Lineage: Eukaryota; Metazoa; Brachiopoda; Lingulata; Lingulida; Lingulidae. Gene Ontology annotation, biological process: potassium ion transmembrane transport; stabilization of membrane potential. Gene Ontology annotation, cellular component: plasma membrane. The record is from RefSeq and is a predicted model, not a curated record. Gene Ontology annotation, molecular function: outward rectifier potassium channel activity; potassium ion leak channel activity.
AGCACUAUAGCACUAGUAUUGGCCUACACUUAAUACACCGUGUAUCAUUUCUAGAGAACGCUAUGCAGGUGAUUAACUAGACGGCUGCAGCGUGUUGUUUCUGUAUUAUCUCGCAAGCGUGGACCUCAAAUGGAUACUCUGGCCUUGAUGGUAUAAUAGGUGACUUUAUUUUGGUUUGGAGGAUGUACAAGAGGGAAGAAAUAACCCUUGGAUCCGCGUGUGCGUAGGGUUUAAGAGGCCAUCGUAUCGGACUCACGUUUGGCGUGUCGUACGUGUGUGUGUGUGUGUGUGUACGUACUUGGAGCGCCCUGCCAGCUGUACACAUAACACGGACAAAGGACGAGAGAGAUUAUAUUCACGAUUAUUUAUCUACGGUGUGAUUCUACGGUAGAAACUAGGAAUACCAAGCAGCGCGUGGACGGACUCGUACGCGGGGAUUUAUGUUCAGCUGCGGUGAAGGAUCCAUUCCGAGGAAUGGGAGUGUACUAAAAAUAGGCCCCACCGGUCUACCUUAUGGCAGCCAUCUGUCAUUUACACUCCCGGUGUAGACCUAAUCAUCAAACAGACGUCUUCCGAAGGCAGCAGACGACACUGGAACGCUUCGCGAUGUGUAGCAGACGACACCCCGCUAGGUGAGGCUUAAUCACAGGAAAUUUCAUUGAAACGUUAACCGUAUAUAUCGCCAGCUUAGCACAUGUAAUUAUUGAGUUGUACCGGGCGCAUGGACACAAAGAGCUACAGUAUUGGCUCUGUACACAUAAACCAAGGAGCGCUACCGAUUUCAUAAAGGAGGGCAUUAUUCCAGGAAAUUUCAUAGAAGCGAUAACCAUAUUUUGUCUACUGUCAGCUAUUAUUGAAUUUCCCCCAACUCGCCAGCCGAGGAGAGUAUACUGCGGUCUAUGUGUAUUUCCAAGGAAUACGGGCUCGGUUAGAUCAUGGGUAUAAAUUCCGAGAAAUACCACAAAAGAGAUACCCUCAUCACGUCUUCCAUGCCAUUCCAUUGAGUCGCCUUCAUCACCAAUAUAGCACAGUAUAAUAUUGUAGUUUGUGUGCACGGAAAUAGCGUUAUCGGACGUAAAGGGUAAAACAGCUAAAGCGGCUAUAGCUGCUCACACUACAAGGUCGAUACGCCAAUUUGUAAUAUUUUAUAUGAAAAUAUUAGCUGCCUCGAUGAAGGGAAUCCUCGUGCUAUUCUGAUAGGUCGGCUACCGGAAAAACCUCUCGCUUCUCAGUGCGUUCAUGUGAUUCAUCUCUAACCUAUGAUCUCCGAAUUACAGGUGAUUAAAAAAAAAAAAAAGAAAAUAUCGAUGCGAAAAUGAUUAAAUAGGGUCUAUGUCUAACGUGUUAUUGCUGCAUGGAGGCAUUUUGCUAAAUCAAGUAUGCAAAUGUAAUGAUCUAUUUUUAGCCGUAACCUCACUGAAGCAAGUUGAAAUAACCAUCAACAGAAGCAGACGAUUAGUGUGAGAAAGAAUAGAGGAAAGUGCGUCUGCUUCGGUGUUAGAAGCAAGCUGGGAUACUCCUGUAAAUACAUAACCUGCUAUUCAAAAACAUCAUCGUCUGUCAAUUCAAGACGAAACCACAGCAGACGAUAUAAGUACGACACAAAGGAAGCGACUAUCGUCUGCUCAAAAAAUGAAUUCAAGCCAGAAGGAGCAGGUGUAGUUUGGAAAGAAAGGCACUUCUGGUUGAUUCAAGUUGUCGUCUGCGCGAGGUAGAUAAGACAAAGGUCACAUGGUGCGAAUUUAGGAUGUCCAUGUUCACAGAAUGAAGAAACAAAACGUAAGGACGUUAAGUUUAAUCGUGUGCACGUUCACGUAUUUACUCGUCGGAGCGGCUGUAUUCGACGCUCUCGAAUCCGACGAGGAGAAAAGGGAGAAAUCCCGACUGGAAAAUGAGGAGGAGGCCAUCAAAAAGAAAUACAACAUUACGGAACAAGAUUUUGAAAUUUUACGGAAAAAUGUACGACGGUCGAUCCCGCACAAGGCUGGAAUACAGUGGAAAUUUGCCGGGGCUUUUUACUUCGCAACUACCGUUAUAACCACAAUCGGUUAUGGCCACAGCACGCCGAAAACCGUCGGAGGCAAGAUCUUCUGUAUGUUCUACGCUCUCUGUGGCAUCCCAAUGACCCUGGUUAUGUUCCAGAGUAUCGGUGAACGUCUCAAUACCUUCGUCACAUUCAUCCUCAAGCACGUCAAAAAAUGCCUCAAAUUGAAAAAUACCGAGGUCAGCCAGACAAACUUGAUCAUGGUCGGCCUGAACAUGUGCACAAUAGUCCUUACAUCGGGAGCGGCGGCGUUUUCCAUAUACGAAGAUUGGCCGUAUUUAGAUUCCUUUUAUUACUGUUUUAUAACGCUUACGACUAUAGGGUUUGGGGACUUUGUAGCCUUACAGAAGAGCAAGGCGUUGCAAAGUCGCCCAGACUAUGUUGCAUUCAGUUUGAUAUUUAUACUCUCCGGUCUGGCGGUAUUGUCCGCCAACAUGAAUCUCUUAGUGCUGCGAUUUUUGACUCUAAACACAGAGGACGAGAGGCGGGAGGAGUUGGAGGCGGCGGUCGCGGCAAGAGGAGCCGUUCGACUGGAAGGAGACAUUAUUGUUCCCAACGGGAAUGUCAUCCAAGGACAACCCCAGGAAAACCCCGAGUAUAGUGACCUUGCCUCGGUCUGCUCAUGCACGUGUUACAACCUCCGAGCCAGAGCGUCUGAAAAAAAGCACAGACUCUUGUCCCGCUCGCCAGGCGGCGGCAAAGGCGCUCACCACGUGCAGAUGACGUCAAUGAACUCAAACCGAGACCAAGAUCUCCACAGUUGUUCCGACGAUGUGUCUUUACAAUUCCCCUACCAAUACCUCUCCCGGAAAAGAGCGUCUAUAUAAUGACAUUCACCACUGCUAACAUAAUUGUAUCCAACAAAAAGGGCAGUAUUUUGCGUGCGAUAAAAAUGAUAAAAUAUCUCAACGCUGCAAACACACUUGGGUCACCAUUUUAUGUUGGGCCAUGGUUAACUGCCAUUGACUACUGUGGAAGACCACCACAUCGCCAAGAGAUCAUCGCAUUUAAUCCAUCCUCUCUCAUUUUUACACAUACCGUAUAUGGCUCUUAAUCAAUCAAUGCGUUAUACUGUGGUUUACUUCAAACAUACCUCAGGCACAUGCUGUUCAAAUGAGAUUCAUGGUCAUAUGAAACAAAGACGCAUGCGUACCGUGGGUUUUGAAAGUCCACCGAAAGAGGGUGCUGUUGCUGCUACCGGACGCACAACUGGACGAGCCGUAGGAUCGAGGUGUGACCAAGGACAGAGGAGUGACCAUGAGUCGAAGCUUAACAAAUGAAGUGCAUGUAUUGCUGAUGUCCAAGCGCAGUGAGCAACGCAAUCAAUUGCCAAGAGCUUGCUUAACAAACGCAAUCAAUUGCCAAGAGCUUGCUUAACAAACGCAAUCAAUUGCCAAGAGCUUGCUCAACAAACGCAAUCAAUUGCCAAGAGCUUGCUCAACAAACGCAAUCCAUUCAUUCUUGACUUUCACUUAUUGCGAUAGGACCAACGAGAAGGAACAACCCAGAGGUUUGCACAAACUGAAAGAGAGUUUUAAUUUUGAAAUGAUAGUAAUGAAAAAAAAAGGGAUUACAUAAUCCAGAUGACAUGAUAAUAAUAAUGCCAAUGGCAGGAAUUGGAAAUAAAUCACGAAGGAUUUUUGGUUAAAACCACCGCAUCAAACAGGAUGCAACUUGGUUUAUGGGAUGCUUUCGUCUCUGUAUGGAUUUAAAGGUGCAGUAAUAUUUUAAUUCAUUUAUUUUGUGGCAGAAAGACGCAUUUGCAUAUGCGAGUGGCAAAAAAGGUUGCUGAUUGGUCUGUUUUAUGAGCCAACGAGUUUCCAGAUGUUAUGCCAAUACAAAUGCUGCUGCAUUCUCAAGACUGCUACAUGUAACUUAUUGCGCAUGCUCGAAAAAGAGGAAUUCAGCACACACACAUAAUGCGAUGAGAGACUUGCGUACAUUAACGAUGGGUGCUCUGUCGUUAUUUUUAAUACAGAUACAAUAUCCAAGUUUUGAUGUUGUUGACUUUGAAUGCUAUAGUUGUGUCCUAGCUUGUGACGCUAUCGUACAUGUACAACAAACACACACGUCACAGAACCAAAUUAUAUGUUAUGUUUUUUCCUUGUUAACAAGCGGUGUGCUAAUCUAAUACCACGAGAUAUGAUAUGUCAGAUUCAUAUUUCCUUUAUUCAUAUUUUUUUUCCUCAUAUUGUAUAAAUGAACUAAUUUUUUUUCACGUGGCGUUACCAGCACUUGCAGUUUCUUUAAUAUACCAUUCCUUCAUUUUUAGCUAAGGUAAUGAAAAACUCUUGCAUUUUUUAUUUUCGGAUUUGUGUAAUUUUUUUGUACUUUUUGAAUAAUUUAAUGUAAAAUUUAGGCAACCUUCUUAGACUGAGUUAAUGUUACUUCUUUCUGACGAGCAUUUUUAAGGAAUACAUUGGUAUUUGGGGGGUCCGCAAUCAUUCACGCAUACAUUCUACUUCGAACCAAGCUAUUUCUUUUUAAUUUUAGCGAAAUUGACUCAGUUUAUAUCCCAGAGCAAUAAUGCUUCGGGUCAUAUUUGAUUCUGAGUUGGAUAAAGACCGCCAUUAGGCGCAGAGCACUACCCUCAGCACACAUGGUAAAUGUGCUAUAGAAUAGCAAUUCCUAAAAGGUACAUUUUCAACAAUGAAGACAUACUCUUUUAUUUAGACAUAGCAGGAAGUACGCUAUUGAGAAUAUAGACUAACAUGUGUAUAGGCUACAGUAUGUAUGGACGUUUUAUACCAAAAGUUGAAAUGCUCAAACGUUAUAGUUUAUCUUUUACGACUAUUUUAAUGUAUACAUAUUUACUUAGACAUGGUUGGGUAUCGUGUUUUUUUUAUUAAUUUUUCUGUAUUUUGUCUUCCUGCGUUGCAGCAUUUGCUUCAUCUUCCACGGCAGAGUGUACGUUUGUAGAGAAGAUUCUACAUUGGCUGGUUUGCACAUAUACGUGUUGCAUUAGUCGCACCUACUGCACCUAACUGUCAGAAAUGUACGUGUAAGGCAGGCGACAAAAUGACGCACACCUAUAUUUUGUUUAGAUUUCAAAAUAACUUGGAGAGAUGCGUGAGAUGUAAUGGAAUUAGUUUUUAAUCGUCUCUUGAGGAAGGCUAUAGCAGUGCAUAUUAUUCUUUCUAAAUAGACUAAACCUACAUGUACACUCUACGUACGAGUAAUCCUAAACUACGUACGAGUAAAACUAGACUUAAACUGUACGUAAGAGGGAGCUUGUGUCGUUGACCGCUUUACGCGUCCCGGUGUAUGCCGGUGUGACAGGAAUAGGAUACCUACACCUGUAGGAACGGACGUCCGAGGUCCCAUGUAUGAUAGGGACAAUUUCCACAGAUAUUUGAUCGAUUUAUCUCCACGGGUAGUCUCACUAAAUUGCCAUCUGCUAUCGGCGAGGCCGAGCGUGCAAGAAAGUCAAUUACCUCCCUUGCUGAUUCGGUAGGCGUGACAGACAUUUAAGUCUCCUCAGCUGAUAGCAAUUUAGCGUGAACACCCAGAUAGAUCGAUCUAGGCAUGAAAACACAGUCAUAGAGUACAGGUUACGGUUAGUCGUGGAUUUUUAUUUACUUACUUAUUUAUUUAUUACUUAUUUAUUAUU